GAGGAGCCGGCUUGGGCGCGCCGGGCGCGGGCCGCGGACUGCGGGCUGCGGGCUGUGUGUGUGUGUGUGCACGCGCGUGUGUGUGUGCAGGGCCCUGGGUGGCCCCGGGGCGGCGCGAGGCGAGUCGCAAAGCCAGGCAGAACCGCUGGCGCUGGCGGCAGCCGACCGACCGGGGGCUGUGCUGAGGCGGCGGCGCGUCCCACCCGAGGACGGCUCUGGCUGAGGGCGGAGGAGCCGGGGGAGAGCCCGGGGCAGCGGCUGAGGAGGGACGGCGGCGGCGGGGGCCGCUGCCCCGGGAAGACCCGGCCGAGAUGCUGGCGGAGAACCUGGUGGAGGAGUUUGAGAUGAAGGAGGACGAGCCGUGGUACGACCACCAGGACCUCCAACAAGAUCUCCAGCUUGCUGCUGAGCUCGGGAAGACACUGCUGGAUCGGAACACGGAGUUGGAGGAGUCUCUUCAGCAGAUGUACACCACCAACCAGGAGCAGUUACAGGAGAUUGAGUACCUGACCAAGCAAGUGGAGCUUCUGCGGCAGAUGAAUGACCAGCACGCCAAGGUGUACGAGCAGUUAGACGUCACAGCCAGGGAGCUGGAGGAAACCAAUCAGAAGCUGGUCGCUGACAGCAAGGCCUCCCAGCAGAAGAUUCUGAGCCUGACUGACACGAUCGAGUGCCUGCAGACCAACAUCGACCACCUGCAGAGCCAGGUGGAGGAGCUGAAGGCUGGCCAAGGCAGAAGGAGCCAGGGCAGGUGCGGCCGGGAGAGACCGGCGCCCAGCUUCCCCUGUCUGAAGGAGCUGCACGACCUCCGCCAACACUUUGUGUACGACCACGUGUUUGCUGAGCAGAUUGCCUCCUUGCAAAGCCGGCAGAGCCCUGAAGAAGAGGAGAACGAGCACCUGAGGAAAACGGUGGCCAUGUUGCAGGCGCAGCUGAGCCUGGAGCGGCAGCGGCGGGCCGCGGUGGAGGACGAGUACGGGCUCGUGCUGCAGGAGAACGGCGAGCUGGAGCGGCAGCUGGCGGCCAGCGACGCUUACCGGGCGCGGGCGCGGGAGCUGGAGGCCGAGGUGGCCGAGAUGCGGCGGAGGCUGCGCGCCGAGCAUCCCUUCGUGAACGGCAUUGAGAAGCUGGUGCCGGACUCCCUGUUUGUCCCCUUCCGGGAGGCCAGCCAGAGCCUGCUGGAGGAGCUGCUGCUGCCGGCGCCCGAGGCCCCGCGGAAGCCCUUGACGCGCAGCACCAGCGACACGGGCCUGAGCAGCUUGGCCGCCAGCGACCUCCUGAAGGGCCACGAGGAGAGCUGCAUCCAGAGGGCGCAGGCCGUGAAGCAGCGGGGCAUCUCCCUGCUGCACGAGGUGGACACUCAGUACAGCGCCCUCAAGGUCAAGUAUGAGGAGCUGCUCAGCAAGUGCCAGCAGGAGCAGGACUUGCUGUCGCACAAGGCUGUCCAGACCUCCCGGGCUCUAGCCAAGGACCUGAGCGGAGUGGCUGCCCAGCCGGAGUCUGACGCCAGCGGCUGGGAGCCCACCUCUGUCCCCCUGGAGCCCGCCGAUUCCCCCAGCACUUCCACAUCCCCCGAGUACAAGGUGCUGUUUAAGGAGAUCUUUAGUUGCAUCAAGAAAACGAAGCAGGAGAUCAAUGAACAGAGAACAAAGUACCGCUCGCUCUCCUCUUACUCUUGAUUUAACCUUCAACUCCGCUACCGAUUUGCCUGUUUGCUCCCUCCGUUUGUAGACUCUGUGGUUCACUGGCCUCGCUGCUUUGCUUACUUAGCAGGAACACAGAG
This is a messenger RNA of Ochotona curzoniae (black-lipped pika), 1783 nucleotides long. RefSeq names its product cerebellar degeneration related protein 2 (gene CDR2). The coding region runs from base 312 to 1679 and encodes 455 amino acids. The record is from RefSeq and is a predicted model, not a curated record. The transcript is spliced from 5 exons. Lineage: Eukaryota; Metazoa; Chordata; Mammalia; Lagomorpha; Ochotonidae.